CAACAGAAAAGAAGACAGAUUGAUUUUCUUUUCUUUUGAUUGAAUUCUCGGAUUGAGGACAUUCGACAGAGACCACAAAACAGAAAAAGAGCAAAUUUUCUAUACAUUGAGCGGAACGUUUAGUGAUUCAUCUCGUAAUUUAUCAUACCAGUGACACAAAAAUACCUCGUUAAAAUGUCCGACUGGGACACAGUAACAAUACUUCGCAAAAAACCCCCAAAGGCAUCUGCCUUGAAGACUGAACAGGCUGUUAAUGCUGCACGCCGACAAGGAUUACCAGUCGAUACCCAGCAAAAAUACGGUGCAGGAACGAAUAAACAACAUGUAACAACAAAAAACACGGCGAAGCUGGACCGAGAGACUGAAGAAUUGCGACAUGAGAAAGUGCCGUUAGAUCUAGGGAAACUUAUAAUGCAAGGUCGACAAGCAAAAGGCAUGAGCCAGAAAGAUUUAGCUACAAAAAUAUGUGAAAAACCGCAAAUUGUAAAUGAUUAUGAGGCUGGUCGUGGUAUUCCAAAUAAUAUAGUAUUGGGCAAGAUAGAAAGAGCAAUUGGGAUAAAACUACGAGGAAAAGAAAGAGGCCAACCACUACAGCCUCCUGGAGGAAAGAAAUAGCGGAUUCCCUGGGAGGCGAAGACUUAUUCCGAUUGAUUUAUUGCAUAAUAUUUUAUUUCAUUUUGCUAUUGAAGUGUUAAAAUUGUGUAAUGUAAAAAUAACAUGCUGGAAAAUGAUGUAAGCAAAUGUUUUUUUUCUCUGGAAUGUUCCGUUGUGUUACCAUUGUGAAAAAUCAAAAAAUUCAAUGAAAAUGGAUGUGAUAUGCAAUAAACAACAUAGUUAUUACAUA
Molecule: messenger RNA, 844 nt
Organism: Amyelois transitella
Lineage: Eukaryota; Metazoa; Arthropoda; Insecta; Lepidoptera; Pyralidae
Gene: mbf1
Product: endothelial differentiation-related factor 1 homolog
Exons: 1
Coding region: 175-615 (146 amino acids)
Cellular component (GO): nucleus
Molecular function (GO): DNA binding
Source: RefSeq, a predicted model, not a curated record